Molecule: messenger RNA, 1422 nt
Organism: Fusarium vanettenii 77-13-4
Lineage: Eukaryota; Fungi; Ascomycota; Sordariomycetes; Hypocreales; Nectriaceae
Exons: 2
Biological process (GO): regulation of DNA-templated transcription
Molecular function (GO): zinc ion binding; DNA-binding transcription factor activity, RNA polymerase II-specific
Source: RefSeq, a predicted model, not a curated record
AAAUCCGGCUGCCGUACUUGCAAGAUCCGACGGCUUAAAUGCGACAAGGGCCGGCCAGGUUGCCGGCGAUGCCUCUCCACCGGCCGUGUGUGCGACGGCUACGGCGUCUGGGGAGAGGGACUUGUUGUUACGCCCGGCAAUCUCCAGAAGCAGACCCUGCAUGAUCUGUCGGCGCGGUCUCGAGUCGGUCCGAGGAAUGGUCUGGAGCGAGAGAGCUUUGACUGGUUUCGACAUCGAGCGAGCGUCAAGCUGUGCGGUGUUUUUAGUUCAAGAUUCUGGGACACCUUGGUCCUUCAGGCUAGUAUGACAGCUCCCGCAGUCCUUCAUGCAUUGCUGGCCUUGGGUUCUGCUCACAGGUUGGAGGUCAUGAGAUCAUGUCCACAAAAAGAGACGAGCAGCGAAUCUUGUGAACAGCAGGAACGGUUCACUUUGGAGCAGUACAACAAGGCCAUUGCCUCUCUUCGACCCCAUUUCGAAAAGCCAGGGCGCAACCCCUCGUCGACUCGAAUGGUUCUCAUAACUUGUGCUAUUUUUGUCUGCUUGGAGUUGCUUCGAGAGAGAUACAUGGAGGGCCAGACCCAUCUCGAGAACGGACUGAAUCUCCUCAGCCAGCUCCAGGCCGACCUCCAACCUGCGGGGACACAAGGCCUUAUCAUGCUAGGCCACCCUCAAGAAUCCGUCAACGAUAGCUACCUGGCCGAGGCCUUCUCCCGCCUCUAUGCCCAAUCAUCACUCUUUGGACGUGUCCCAGGUGGAUGUUGCAGGUCAAAGUCAUACGCUAUCGCUACUGUCCUCGCGGACUCUACCAUCCAGGCCCCGCCUCCCCUGUUUAGCUCCAUGAGCCAAGCAAGGCAGCAUCUCGAUGGGCUCUUCAAUGCUAUCCACUGUCUCACGGUACAGUGUCCACGCGACCGCACAGCCCGAGAGGCCUCGAGCGAGCUACUUGAUACACAAAGUCGCAUCCUAACUGGUCUUCGACUCUGGCAACGUGCUUACAAAGUCUCCCGGCUCAACCUGACGUCGCAGCUCAAUGUCCGAGAUGCGCUAUCCUACCCACUCUUGAGCGUCUAUCACACCAUGGCCGUCAUCAUGGUGACGACUUGCCUCGCUCCGCCAGACGAGUCAAUAUUCGACUCUUUCGAAGAGUCUUUUAUCUCUGUGGUAUCCGCCAGCGAAGUCCUCUUGGAGGAGGCGAUCGCGACCAUUGCGGCAGACAAGGCGGAAGGAUACUGCUCAGGAGGAUUCAGCUUCACAGCUGACAUCGGACUGAUACCGCCACUGUACUAUACCGCUCUCAAGUGUCGUGUUCCCGCUUUAAGGCGUCGGGCCAUCAAAAUGCUCGAGACUGCUACGCACAAGGAAAGCAUAUGGAACGGGGCUGUCGCGGCGCGGAUUGCGCGUGAAGUGGUUACGAUAGAGGAA